Erigeron canadensis is the source of this 1787-nucleotide messenger RNA. RefSeq names its product nuclear transport factor 2-like. The transcript has 11 exons. Bases 544 to 1500 code for a protein of 318 amino acids. Gene Ontology annotation, cellular component: cytosol; ribonucleoprotein complex. NCBI's taxonomy places the organism in Eukaryota, Viridiplantae, Streptophyta, Magnoliopsida, Asterales, Asteraceae. Gene Ontology annotation, molecular function: mRNA binding. The record is from RefSeq and is a predicted model, not a curated record.
UUCUCUCAACUCUCUCUCUCUCUAUAUAUAUAUAUCUAAAAAUCCUCCGUCUCUCAACAUAGCAGAUCCCAUCGGCGUUUCUCAACUAAAGAUAUGUAUGUUGAGAUCCAUCCAUUCUUCAGAUCAGUGGGCAUUUGUUUUUAGAUGUAUAGAUCUGGUUGGUGAUGUCCGGAUUUGGCCUACUCGAGAUGGUGUCGGUUGAUGGUCGAAGAUGAUUGUCGAUGGGGUAUUGUGGACGGUGGUUCUUGGAGGUGGUUGUGGGCGGCGGUUGCCGGAGGAGAUUGCGGACGGCGGCGGUUGGCGGUGUUUUUAACUGCAGGGAUGUUACCUGCAGUUGUGUUAUUUUGCCGGGACCAUUUCUGUAUAUUUCAAAACUUAAAAGGUUUAAGUUGGAAUAUUUUGAUUUGGGCCUAAAUUAGGCGCGAAAAUAAGUCGGUUAGUUAUGAUCAUAUACAUUCAUUUAAAAUUAUUAAGGAAUGAAGAAGAUUUUUCAUAUUUCUCUACUUCGGAUCAUUUUUUUGUUUCGUCAGGUGUCGAUCAACAAUGGAGAAUCCGCCAGAAUCAUCGCUACGAGAAGAAGUUUUGAAUAAAUUCAUUCUGCCGUAUUAUGAUGUAGUGAAGGAGUCACCAGAACGGCUUUUUGAUUUCUAUUUUAUUGAAAACCGUCAUCCGGAUUCAUGUUUAAUUGAUGAUAUUACUCAAAGAAUGAUGUUACUUGGCCAUGCUGACAUUGAGUUGCUAAAUGUUGAUCCAAAAAGUAUGUUUGUUGGUAGAGUUGGUGUUGUAGUUACUGGCCGUAUCACCAGGAAGGAUCGUAGUCCCCAGAGCUUUAAACAAGUUUUCCUUCUCGCACUUUUAGAGAAAGACGACGACUACUAUGUGUUAACUGACACACUGCAUUUAACGAGGAGUGCUGAUUAUAGUGAAAGAUACGUCACUCCUGCUGUGGAUGUGGGGCCUUCUGUAAUUCAUACAGUGCCGGAGAGUGAUGUUUCUGAGCGAGCUGAAUCUAAAGUCAAGAAACUGUUAAAGAAGUCGGAUGCAUCUGUUGUAUUGGACUCUAAGCAGAAAGCUGUCUCUGUCCCAACUCCUGCACCAGCUGAUGAAAUAAGAUUCUCAUUUGAAGGCUUCCCCGUCUAUAUCAGGGGUCUUCCAAGGGGUGUCACAGUAGCAAUGGUGGAGAAAGAAUUCCAAAGAUUUGGACCUAUUAAGCCUAAUAGCGUUCAAAUUAGGAACGAGGUUUUUGGGUUAGGCUUUCUCGAGUUCGAGGAUCACAAUUCACUGAAAAAUGCCAUUAUGGGUUCACCAGUUACAAUCAAUGGUCGCAGACCUGUCGUUGAAGAGGCAAAAAUUUGUAGAGCUCCUCUGACUCAGACCCAAGCAACACCUGCUACCAAUGAUGAACCUUCCACAUCCACAUUUUUUUCUAGGUCUGCCCCAUCUGAAAAAAAAUUUAAAAAAAGGGGAAAGCUUCCCUUCAACCCAAAAGAACGCGGAUGACUCAAGAAGAGAUUGAUGCUAUUAUGUUGGGUGGCUGCUUAUAAAUACGAGAUUUCAUCAGAGAGAAGACCUCACAAGGCCUAUCCUUUUUUUUUCCCCAAACUUUUGUCCAUAAGGAUAUGGUUGAACCAGAAUUCAACAUUUUAUAUGCUUAGAGAUGUUAUCCAUUCUUGAUAAUUGUAAUGACAUCAGCCGAUGUAAGCAACACAUGGGCUUGUGUUGCUGAAUUUUCCGACUUCCGUGGUUUUGGAACAUUAAACCUUAUGAUAUGACUUGAUAUUUCUGCA